Cavenderia fasciculata is the source of this 768-nucleotide messenger RNA. RefSeq names its product saposin B domain-containing protein. Gene Ontology annotation, biological process: sphingolipid metabolic process. NCBI's taxonomy places the organism in Eukaryota, Evosea, Eumycetozoa, Acytosteliales, Cavenderiaceae. The transcript has 2 exons. The coding region runs from base 1 to 768 and encodes 255 amino acids. Gene Ontology annotation, cellular component: lysosome. The record is from RefSeq and is a predicted model, not a curated record.
AUGAAAUCAUUAUUUUUCAUUUUAUUAGCUCUUGUAGCUUCAAUUGCUCUCGUCUCUGCUGCCACUUCUGACGGUCCAACCAAUACUGCCGCUGGUGAGGAAUGUGUUCUCUGUGAGUACAUUGUUACCAAGAUCGAAACAUACUUGAACGUCAACGGUACCACCGAACCACAAGUCCUUGCCUUUUUGGAAAAGGAUUGCGCCAUUUUGGGUCCAUUGAACGCCACCUGCAUUAGCAUUGUCAACGCCUAUGGUCCAGCCAUCAUCAACACUAUCAUUAAUGACGGUAACCCCGAAGCUCUUUGUGGAGAUUUUGGACUCUGCUCAUCUUCAUCUGAAGCUGUUGAAGAAUCAAAGCCAAUCAUCAAGAAGGUUAUUGGUGACGAAGUCUGUGAUGUCUGUGACUUCCUCGUCAAGGAAAUCCAAACUUUGAUCCUCCUCAACAACACUGAAGCCGAAAUUGUCGCCUAUUUGGAAAAGGAAUGUGCUUUCUUCCCACCAUUGAACCAAACCUGCGUCCAAAUUGUCCAACAAUAUGGUAUCACUUUGAUCCAAGACCUCAUCAACAAGGUUCCACCUGCUCAAGUAUGUGCUGCAUUAGGACUCUGUGGUGGUAGCUCAUCAACCUCUACCGGUACUGGUUCAUCUAGCUCCAACUCUGGUUCAUCUGCCACCAGCGGAACUGGUACUGGUUCUGGCUCAGGUACCUCUGGUAACACUGGCACUGGAUCUGGUUCAGGUUCAGCUGGAUUUGUCAAAUUCCAUUAA